CAGGCCGGCCUGUACUCCUCCUUUGCACCCCUGCUAGUGUACGCGCUCAUGGGCACCAUCCGCCAGGUCCAGCCGGGGCCCACCGCGCUGAUGAGCCUGAUCACAGGGAAGGCGCUGGACAGCAUGGGUCUCUUGGACCCCAACGAGCGGCUGAACGGGGCCUGCCUGAUGUCGGUGCUCGUGGGCAUCAUCUCCGUGAGCCUGGGCGUCCUGCAGUGCGGUUUCAUCGUGGAUUUCAUGUCCCACAGCGUGAUGAGCGCCUUUUGCUCCGCGGCUGGCAUCACCAUCGCAACCUCGCAGUUGAAGUACAUGUUUGGCAUCACGAUGGAAAGGCAUCACUACUGGUGGCAGACCGUGGGCGACCUCCUGCUGCAUCUCCCGGACACGGACGGAGCCACGUUUGUGCUCGCCUGGGCGCUGCUCGGACUGCUGCUCCUCUUAAAGUACUGGAAGUCCGCCGGCAGCCAGCAGGCGAGGCUCGACCACAAGUUCUGGAGGUACAUGCCGACGGACAAGGGCAGCCUGCCCUUCAGGGUUCUCAAGACUGUGGCCGACCUGUCCUCGCUCCUGGCGGUGGUCGUCGGCUGGAUCUGGGGGGCGGCCUACCGGGCAGGAGGCGUGGACUCGGUGAAGAUCGUCGGCCGAGACGCGGUAGAGGACGUGGACGGGUUCAUUUUCGUCCUUCCCGGCUCUGGCGUGGGAAACUUUGAUUUCGGCGUCUACCUUCAAGCGGCGAUUACGGCUGCUAUCGUCGGCUUCCUGGAGACCGUGGCAGUGGGGGGAAAGUUUGCCAUGCAGGCUCGAUACGACUUCGACCCAAACCAGGAGCUCAUCGCCCUCGGCGCCGCGAACGUCGUGGGCGGGCUGAUGAGCGGCUACCCCACGACAGGC
Messenger RNA from Prorocentrum cordatum, 891 nucleotides. NCBI's taxonomy places the organism in Eukaryota, Dinophyceae, Prorocentrales, Prorocentraceae. The record is from the annotation of a GenBank genome assembly.